AUGCUGCCGCUGCUGCCGCUGCUGCUACCGCUGCUGCUACCGCCGCUGCUGGCGGAGGGGCGGCGGGCCGCCGUGCUCAGGCUGGGGCUGCGGGGUAGACCCCUUGGGGAGGUGAGCCCGGCUUUCCUUUCUCUCACCCUGGACGCUAGCCUGGCCCAGAACCCGCGAUAUAUCGCCUUGGUCAGCAAUGCCAAACUGCGUGCCCUAGCAACAGCCCUGUCCCCAGGGUUCCUGAGGUUUGGCGGCACCAUGACAGAUUUUCUCAUCUUUGACCCCAACAAGGAAUCUACUUCAGAAGAAAAAACUCUCUGGGAAUUUGAGACACAGCAAGAGGCUUGUGGCUUGAGGCCUGCAUUUGCUGCUGUUGAGAAGGUUCUGCUGGCCCAGUGGCCCAGCCAGGAGAAGCUGAUUCUUGCCGAGUAUAACCGGAAAAAGCACAAAAACACCACUAUUACAAGGAAUACACUGGAUAUUCUCUACAGCUUUGCAAACUGUUCAGGGUUUCAUCUGAUAUUUGGGCUUAAUGCCUUGCUGCGGAAAGAUGGCUUGCAGUGGGACAGCUCAAAUGCCCAGGUGCUGCUGGACUACUGUGCCUCGCAGGGUUACAACAUCUCCUGGGAGCUUGGGAAUGAGCCCAAUAGCUUCAGGAAGAAAUCCGGCAUCUACAUCGAUGGCUUCCAGCUGGGGCAAGAUUUUGUUCACUUACGGGAACUUCUGAGUAGCUACACCCUCUACCGGCACGCGCAGCUCUACGGUCCUGACGUGGGGCAGCCCCGAAAGCACACGCAGAGCCUGCUGAGAAGCUUCCUGAAGUCGGGAGGGAAGGUGAUCAACUCAAUCACGUGGCACCAUUACUAUGUGAAUGGACGAAGUGCAACGAGGGAGGAUUUCUUGAGCUCCGAAGUGCUGGAUAGCUUUGCCACAGCUGUACAUGAAGUCCUGGAGAUUGUUGGUGGGACUGUGCCCAAUAAGAAAGUCUGGCUAGGAGAGACAAGUUCUGCCUACGGAGGGGGAGCUCCCAGGCUGUCCAACACUUACGUUGCUGGCUUUAUGUGGUUGGACAAGCUCGGGCUCUCAGCCCAGCAGGGGAUUGAUGUGGUGAUGAGACAGGUUUUCUUUGGGUCAGGGUCCUAUCACCUGGUGGAUGUCAACUUUGAACCUUUGCCGGACUACUGGCUCUCACUGCUCUACAAGAAGUUGGUGGGUACCAAGGUGCUGCAGGUCAGCCUGGAAGGAGCUGACAAGAGGAAGCUCCGCGUCUACCUCCACUGCACAAACACCCUCCAUCCAAAGUACAGAGAAGGGGACGUGACACUGUUUGCCUUAAACCUCUACAACGUUACCCAACAUUUGCAGCUACCAAAUUACUUAUCCAGCAAGCAUGUGGAUCAGUACCUCUUACUGCCUCAUGGCAAAGAGAAUAUACUUUCCAGGUCUAUUGAGCUGAAUGGCCGUGUGCUGCGGAUGGUGGAUGACAAAACGCUGCCAGAGCUCACAGAAAAACCCCUUGGUCCUGGCAGUGUACUCGGCCUUCCAGCCUUCUCUUAUGGCUUUUAUGUUAUCAAAAAUGCCAAAGCUAUUGCUUGCAUUUAAAUGGCUAAUACACAUGCACAGGGUAAAUGGAAACCACCUGGCCAGCAGGGAAGUUUAAUCCUAGAAAGUCAUGUUUCUACUGUGAGAUUUAAUUCUAGCAAGGGAUGCAAAUGUGGCAGUGGUAUGAUCUGUGGGCUGGGGAAGAUACAUGGUCCUUUUGGGUGAUUUGUACAUGCAAGAUGCUUUUUAAGCUCCUGGGAGAAUUAGCCAGGCAGAGCAAGUCCAGGCAGGGGCUGCUUUUGCUCUUGGUCCAGCCUGGGUCACUGCGCUGAAGCACAAGGCCGUUCUACACACCACAGAGGGAACUGCAUGGACUUCUGAUGGUGUGCUUGGAGCUCUGCCGGCCGGGAACUGCAGCCUCCCCUCUCCUCGAUUCUGCAAGCACAGCUCUUAAAGCAGGUCCUUCAAACACUUGCCUUGAGAAAGAACAAGCAGAGUUUUUAUUUUAGCUGUACAGCUGUGACUUUGUCUGCACUAUGUGUUAAGCUUGAGGAGGGGUUGUGCUUGGUUGCUGAGGACAUCUCGGGGCAAAAAGUGGGGACACGCAAAGCAAACCGAAGCCGGGGUGCCUACAGGGGAAAACGUUUUGCCGAGAAACAAGGUCCCUCCGUGGGAUUUGGGGCAGCACCGCACGUUUUUCCCCAGCUAGGCGAGUUCGGUCACAAGAUGGAGCUGUGGCCACAUGCUUUUCAACGGUGAGUUUUUGGCACGUGAAUUGCAGGCUGUUCUGCAGGGUGAUCUCCCUCUGCCCUCACACACUCCAUCCCCGGGAAGGAAGGAAAGGAGCCCACCAGCACCCCAGCAGAUGCUCGGUGUCAGGGGGCAGCACAGCGAGGGCUCGCAGCUCUUCACCCUUCCCCACCCUGCACCGUCCAGAUGGAAAGGACUUCCCUGAACAGAUCUGCAGGGCAAGCACUGCUUUACACUCCCUAACUCACUCAGGUCACUCCUGUCCUCGAGGAAUCGGGAGAGUAAAGAGAUUGAGCAAACCCCUCAACCAUCAGAGAGACACAGGUGGCCACAGAGCAUCCUGGGGACAAACCUGCCUGGCCAGGCUGACAUCCCUCCCACUGGGGAAACAGCCGUUUUUACCAAAAAUCUGUGUUAGCAGUGGCUUUUGUCCCCAGCCGUGCCCCCCUUCCCGCUGCACACCGCGCUGCAGUCGGGUGUGCCUGGGCCACGUUCCUCUGGCACACGUGCAGCUCACUGUCCCCGAGGGUACCUGUGGCCUCUCGAGUCUUUUAUUUGCAUCUGUUUUUCCUGAAGACACAUAUAUAUCCCCUGCCACUGCCAGUGCCUUAUGACAUUGUGAGCACAGCAGGGGAAAACACCACCACGCCACUGUAUUUCCCUUUUUUAACCUUUAAAAGGGUGCUGCCAGCUACACGGGGUUUUAAUGCAGGGCAGGGACCCUUUUUAAUGGAUCUUUAAAAACAGAUAUACUUUUACUGCUGUGAUGAAAAAUUGCACAAUAAAAGUUUAUAUUUAA
Apus apus (common swift) is the source of this 3082-nucleotide messenger RNA. RefSeq names its product heparanase (gene HPSE). Lineage: Eukaryota; Metazoa; Chordata; Aves; Apodiformes; Apodidae. Gene Ontology annotation, cellular component: membrane; extracellular matrix. Gene Ontology annotation, molecular function: hydrolase activity, acting on glycosyl bonds. The coding region runs from base 1 to 1593 and encodes 530 amino acids. The record is from RefSeq and is a predicted model, not a curated record. The transcript has 12 exons.